AUGAAACAUGGCCAGAUCAAAGUGCAGCAGCUGCAAAAGCUAUGCCGCCAGUCCCCUCGCCAGGCCACACUGCUGUUCCUGGCGCUUGCAGUUCUCCCGGCCCGCACCGUCAACACGCGGGCCAAAGGCGCUACCGCCGCGUCCCUGCCGCCCGGCGCACGUCAGAGCACCAGCAACAACAGCGGUGCCGGCCUGCCCGGCCGCGUCGUGUACAGCGUAGUGAUCGAUGCAGGAAGCACGGGCAGCCGCGUCCAUGUGUUCCGCUUCAAGCAGGACCGCAGGACGCGCUCCCUCAGGCUGCUGGGCGAGCUGUUCCUCCCCACGCACCCGGGGCUGAGCUCCUUCAGCGGCGACCCCAGGGCGGCCGCGCUGAGCCUGAAGCCGCUGAUGGGGGCCGCGGUCAAGGCGGUGCCGCCGGAUCUGCGGCCCGCGACGGCCCUGACGCUGCGCGCGACGGCGGGGCUGAGGCUGCUGCCGGCGGCGAAGGCGGACGCGGUUCUCAGGGAAGCAUUUGCGCUGCCGCCGGCUCAGGCGCGCGCUGCGCCAGCGGGGUCCACCACGUCAGUGCUGGUGCAGGACCAGACAUUUGACAUUUAUGUGCACAGCUACCUUGGUUUUGGUCUCAUGGCGGCCCGCGCGGCGCUCAUCGUUGCGGACCGCAACGCCACCGACCACACCCACGGCUGCUUCGCUAAGGGCGUGCGCCUCAACUACACCUACAACGGGCGCGCGUACCCCCUGGAGGAGGUGGUGGACCUGGCCAGCUUCGACCGCUGCGAGGCGGCCGCCAUGCGCGCCAUGAACACCAGCAAGUGCAAUUACAAGGAGGCGUGCUCUUUCAACGGCGUCUGGCGCGCCAAGCGGGCGUCGAUGCAGAUGGUUUACUACGUCAGCAGCUUCUUCUGGGACCGCGCUGUGGACGUGGGGAUCAUCAAGGACGCCCACGCCAUUGACUGGGCCACCACACCAGGGGUCUUCAAAACAUACGCCGAGGCCGUGUGCGCGCUGACCCCAGCGCAGCUGCUGAAGAAGUACGGCGUGGCUGACGACCUGGCACCCUGGCUGUGUGCGGACAUGAGCUUCCUGUACACGGUGCUUGCCAAGGGGCUGAAGCUGCCCGAUGAGCGGCGCAUCACGCUCGUGCGCCGCAUGCUCUACGACGGCAUGGAGGUCUCCACCUCCUGGGCCCUGGGCCUGGCCAUCAACGCCCUCAGCCUCCUGAAAGACAAUGGUUCCGCCGCCGCAGCAACCUAUCCCGCCGCCGCCGCCAAGUCGCUCAUCCGGGGAGCAAAGGCUGCCGACAAGGAGGCGCUGGUGACGGGCGGCGCCGGUAGUGAACUGGGGCUGCCGCGCCGCCUCAUGCAGCUGCGGCUCCUGCUUGGCGGCCCUGGCUUGCGGCAGAGCGUGAAUUGA
This is a messenger RNA of Monoraphidium neglectum, 1413 nucleotides long. RefSeq lists its product as hypothetical. Gene Ontology annotation, biological process: nucleoside diphosphate catabolic process. Lineage: Eukaryota; Viridiplantae; Chlorophyta; Chlorophyceae; Sphaeropleales; Selenastraceae. Gene Ontology annotation, molecular function: nucleoside diphosphate phosphatase activity. Gene Ontology annotation, cellular component: membrane. Bases 1 to 1413 code for a protein of 470 amino acids. The record is from RefSeq and is a predicted model, not a curated record. The transcript has 8 exons.